AUGCCGAUAGCGAAACCGAUCGAACUAAACAAAACUCUUCAAUCUCGACCGCCUCAACAUUACCCUAAACCACCUCUGGUCAUUGUCCUAACCGUGAUCCUCCUCGUCGUCUUCUUCAUCGGUUUCUUUGCUCUCUACUUCUGCAAAUGUUUCUUCCACUCUGUCGCACAAGCUUGGAAUAACCAUUACAACAACGGAUCGCAAGAAAAUCAAAUCGAAUCACAAACAGAAACCGUCGGUCCACCACCGGUUAACCCUGGUCUAGAGCCACACAUCAUCCAAUCCUUCCCUUCUUUUCCAUUCUCCUCAGUCAAAGAUCUCCGAGGAGAUAAACACGGACUCGAAUGCGCGAUUUGUCUUCUUGAAUUCGAAGAAGAACACAUCCUUCUACGACUCUUAACAACUUGUUACCAUGUUUAUCAUCAAGAAUGCAUCGAUCGUUGGCUCGAGUCUAACAAAACAUGCCCUGUUUGUCGCCGGAAUUUGGAUCCAAACGCACCCGAAAACAUCAAAGAGCUUGUCAUCGAAGUCAUACACGAAAACAGAGAAGGUAAUCACGACGAAACAUCGACGUCAAGCCAGGUUUUUCUGUCGAGACAGAGUAGUAAUAGUAACAAUGACACAAAGAUUGAGACUUUACCGGAUAAAUUCUCGAGAUCGAACACGACGGGUCAUUCGAUUGUGAGGAAUAAACCGGAGGAAGAAGAUCGGUAUACGUUGAGAUUACCGGAUCAUGUUAAGAUUAAGGUUACAAGAGGACAUAAUAAUAACCAAACAGAGAGUUGUAUUUCCUUUGGUGAGCUUAUGAGAAACAGAGGAGGCCGGUUUGGUGAACUCUCUGGUCAAUCACUUGUACCGAAAUCAGAAAAUUAA
Messenger RNA from Arabis nemorensis, 873 nucleotides. The record is from the annotation of a GenBank genome assembly. NCBI's taxonomy places the organism in Eukaryota, Viridiplantae, Streptophyta, Magnoliopsida, Brassicales, Brassicaceae.